Acinonyx jubatus (cheetah) is the source of this 1603-nucleotide messenger RNA. RefSeq names its product adaptor related protein complex 5 subunit sigma 1 (gene AP5S1). Gene Ontology annotation, cellular component: lysosome; late endosome; AP-type membrane coat adaptor complex. The record is from RefSeq and is a predicted model, not a curated record. The coding region runs from base 283 to 885 and encodes 200 amino acids. Gene Ontology annotation, biological process: double-strand break repair via homologous recombination; endosomal transport. Lineage: Eukaryota; Metazoa; Chordata; Mammalia; Carnivora; Felidae. The transcript has 3 exons.
UCUAAAAAGUCUUCGUAUCUGGAAUCGAACACGUAGGCGCCCACUUUCCAGAGGCAAUGAAACUGUUAGUACAGAAAGGAGGGAUGUUUAGACAAGGAGGUCCACGGUCUCAUGGAAUCUGGAAACAAUCAGGAGAGGGAAGUUGAGUAAUGAUGGGGAAGUUGCUGUUCUGCAGCCAGGAAAGCCAUGCCUUGAGAGAACGCUGGAGGACGUGGACUUGUUCACAGCCGAUUGUUCAAAGGAGACAGUUGGUUACGGGACAGAAGUGCCUGCCCUGGAGCUAUGGUCCACGCCUUCCUCAUCCACAACUUGCGGGCUCCGCAGGCCCAGGACACGGGCCUUUGCCGAGUGCUCUACUCCUGCGUCUUUGGUGCCGAGAAUUCACCUGAUGACCCACGGCCACAUGGUGCUGAGAGGGACAGGCUCCUUCGAAAGGAGCAGAUUUUGGCUGUGGCCAGGCAGGUGGAAUCCAUGUGCCAGCUUCAGCAGCAGGCAUCUGGCCGGACCUCCGUGGACCUGCAGCUUCAGUCCUCAGAUGAGCCAGUGCCCCUGCAUGAGGCCCCACAUGGGGCCUUCCGCCUGGCAGCAGGGGACCCUUUCCAGGAGCCUCGGACAGUGGUGUGGCUGGGUGUACUCUCAUUAGGCUUCGCCCUGGUGCUGGAUGCCCAUGAGAACCUGCUGCUGGCUGAGAGCACACUCCGGCUGCUGGCACGCCUCCUUCUGGAUCACCUCCGGCUGCUUACCCCCAGCACCAACCUCUUGCUUAGGGCUGAUCGCAUCGAGGGCAUCCUUGCCCGCUUCCUGCCCCAUGGUCAACUGCUCUUCCUCAAUGACCAGUUUGUCCAGGGUCUGGAGAAGGAACUCAGUGCUUCCUGGCCCCGCUGACCCCUCACUGGGAUGGGGCUUCCUGAGGGGCAGGGAGGGAGGACAGGGAUGGAUGGACACAGAGCCAGGUGAAUCUUGGCAUUGGCCUCCUUCCCAGCCUGCUCCCAGCUCUGCUGUGCUACCACAUCCAGGACAAGUGGACAGAAAAGAGGAACAAGCUGGCAGAAAAGAGGGCUGGGCAAAGCGUGGUGGGGAGGAAUCCCAGAACAUCGUGUGCCUGGAGCUGCCAUGUGACUCAUUUAGACUGCAUAGUGGACCAGUCUCACCUGUCCUUGACCCCAGUUUCUCCCAUCCCCGGCAGCCAGCCCCCAAAACAGUCCACCAGUUGCUAGUGUUGGAGCAUGAGGAGUGGAACUCAGCCCACUUUCUCCUUCCAAACCCACAGUCCUCACAGUGCAAAAGGAACCUGAGACUCCCAGGGUGGGGGAGCUGGUUGCUGUAUUUGCACCCACUUAGGCAACAUUAUCAACAAGGAUUUUGUCAGUGAGGACCUGCUCAGUGUCCAGCCCCACCACAGUUCACAAAUGUGUCUGUCGUUCAUUCAGCAGGGGGAUUCUGUAGCUCUCUUUGGGCCCAUGCCUUGCCCACCAGGCAACUUCAAGAUAAUGCUAGGUUUCCUUUGUCUUCAGGGAGAGAAGAUACCAUCAGAUGGGUGCAAGAAGUCUAGCCAGGAUGAAGUUGUCUUUCUUGUUUUGAAUUAAAAGCACUGAUUGUGUGA